Messenger RNA from Plasmodium cynomolgi strain B, 852 nucleotides. Its product is annotated as CYIR protein. Bases 1 to 852 code for a protein of 283 amino acids. The record is from RefSeq and is a predicted model, not a curated record. The transcript is spliced from 2 exons. NCBI's taxonomy places the organism in Eukaryota, Apicomplexa, Aconoidasida, Haemosporida, Plasmodiidae.
AUGGGAUGCAAAGGAGGAAUAGAGAGUGAUAGUUAUGACUUUUUCGAUGUUAUUGAAAAUUAUAUAAAUAAAGCAAAAGACGCUCAACAGAACAGUGCAUCCGGGGAUAUUUCUUUUUAUUGUGAUAUAUUUUCAAGUGAGUGGGAAUCUGAAUUUGGAAAUAUUACCAUUGCAAAAAGAACAUGUGAAGAGAUUGUAAAACUAUAUAAAUCUUUAGAUAACCUUAAAAGUGAAACAAGUUCUGCAGAUUAUAAGAAUGAUUGCGGAUUUUUUAAUUAUUGGGUAAAUUUUAAAAUAGCUGAAAGUAGGAGUAAUGGAAGUGAUUGUAUCAAAGAUAUUUACGAAGGUAUAGGUAUAGAGGUUUAUUUUACGGAUAGUGAUAUUUCUACGGAUAGUGAUAUUUCUACGGAUAGUGAUACUAAUUAUAUAGAUAUAUACGACAUUAACAAGGAUGACUUGAAUAAAAUGAAUAUAUUACAUAGUUUAUAUGAGAAGUACAUUGAACUUAACGCUAUUAUAUAUAAUAAGAUAGAUCUCGAUAAACAAUCGUUUUUAUCUAUCUCAACUGCAUGUUGCAAUGAUUACAUUAAAGCUAGUUAUAUAUGCAAUGGUGGUAAUCAUAAUAAUGAUAAUAGACAAUUUUGUACACACCUACAAAGUUUUAAAUCAAAAUAUGAAGAACUUUAUAAUAAAGUAGAUGCAAAGGGUACUGAAUAUUCGAAUAAUUUUAUAAAAUUGUCAGAAUGCAAAAAAACUAAUACUAUGUCAACAGUACUUAUAGGAACAACGGCUGCAUUAAUUCCAUUAUUUGGGUUAUUAUAUAAGGUUAACGAAAUUAAUUUUAUAUUUUGA